AUGUCGUUCUUUGGCUUCGAUCCCACUCGCGGCCAUGAUUCGGCCGCACCUGGGUUUUCCCAGGCUGCGGAUCCCUUUUCAGGUCUCUCGGGAAACAACGUCGAUGACGUCCUCGAAUUCGAAGAUACGUACGAUGGCCUUGGUGACCAGCUCGACGAAACCGACGAUGCUUUCAACGACGAUACCUUUGGCGGCGGUGAUGUCGGCCCAGCUGUGAGCAAGGUUGGCAAGGAUUUCGACUUCUUUGGGCAGACUGCGAAGGUCGCCGGGGCUAUCGAGGAGGAGCAUCUUCGGUUUCAUCGUCAAGGACCAACCGUCCGCUCAGGCGCAAACCAAUCUCAGGCGGCUUAUUAUGGCGCUCAGCCAGUUCAGCCGGCCCCCCGACCUGCGCGGACUGGGUAUGAGAAGUACAAGGAACCCGAGCAGAUGCCUGAUUUGAACGUGGAUAGAAGCAUUUGGGGCAUGGCUCCCGCAAAGUCACCCGCCCAAACUGCUUCUGUCCCCAAGCCUGUCCAACCUGUCCAACCCAGCAGAAAAAUGAUGAGUCUUGAGGAAGUUGAGGCUGCUAUGCGUCAACAACCAAAGCAAGUAACCCCCCAACCUCAAGCGCAUCUGCAGGAGGCGCCCCCGUAUGCUCAGGCACCUCCUCCAGGCUAUCAAUCUCAGCAACCCGCUCAAGCUCCUCAUGGACAUGGUCAACCGGUUACCAUUCUACAGCGUCCGCAGAAUAUUCAAUCGAAACCCACUCCUCCUGUUACAGAGGCCUCAGCUCCAACUCAGCAGCGCCAGCAACCUCAGCCGACGCAGAUUUUGCAAAAUCCAAACCGAGGUGGCGGGGAUGUAAUCAGGGCAGAGCUUGCUGGUACCCAGCCCACUGCUCUCCCAGGAUCCCUGCCCAAAGGAAGUCAGCAUCAGGGACCUCUCCAGUCCCUCCAGUCCCACCCGCAAUUUAAUCAACUAUCCGAGGAGGACAAGGCUGCUUUCUUGGAUCAGGAAACCAAGAGAGCAAAGCGCAACCACAAGAUCUGGCUUCUGUCAAAGGACAACGGUUUAAUGACCCCUCAGGACAAGAAUUUCAUUACUCGUAUUCAGCUUCAACAGCUUGUAUCUGCUACUGGAAACCCUGCCGAGCAAAGCUCCGAUACCUCUCUUAUCGAGGACUUCUACUAUCAGGUGUACAGUCACAUCAGGGCUGGCCAACGUCAAAAUCCUAGCCAGCCACUCAGCAACUUCGCUCAAACCUAUCUUUUCCAAACUGGAAGCCGACAUGGUGGUAUGCGCAGGCACGGCAGACCUGCUGAGAAUCAUUUCCAGCGCAUGGAGCAGCAGGUUCAACGGGCCGUGGAGGCCGCUAAGAAUAAGCCCAAGAACCCACAGCUUGUUAUCGCAGGAAGCUUGGGCAAGAUUUCAUUUAGCAAUGCCAAGACCCCUAAGCCACUUCUCAAUAUCAAGAGAACCGAGGCUGAAACCAGCCGUCCUGGUGGUGGAAAAAAGACGGACUCUAGUGGUGACGGUCACGCUCGAAGGGCUGCCCUACGCAACGCCGAGAAGGUCUAUGACACUCUCAUGAAGAUCGAGGAUCAUGUUCGAACGAUCCCACCACCUCCCACCGACCAGGUAGACGAGGAACUGCACCAGAAGCAUAUGGAGUGGAAGGCCACCCUGGACGCCCUCAACGCCAGGCUUUGGGACCAGUUGCAGGUUCACCAUCCGGUUGAUGUUGUCGUUCCUCACCCCUUUAUCGCUUUUCUGUCUUGCGCCAAGGGCAAGAAGGCAAUCCCCCGCAUCUUCCCUCAUCUGGAUUUCGAGAAGCGCACGACUAUUUUGACUUUGAUCAUCUAUCACUUGGACCAGUUGGAUGUUGUCCAAGGCGCUGUAACCAGCGGCGAUACCAUUCUAAACUCACAGAUGCGUGAAAACAUUGAACUUUUCAUUUCGACUGUUAUGCCCUCGUUGAUGCAGUACUUCAACGAUACCGGAUUAGACAUUGUUGACGGAGUGCUUAAUCUCGUCGCCAUGAAACUCCGAGUUGAUAUGAUUGCCGGAACUCGGAUCGGUGUGUCCAUGCUGACCCUAAUCCUCAGCCGUGCCGUUCUUCUUAAGCAGACCGGCGCCGGGGAUGCUGAGCAAUGGGAGAAGUGGGACCAUACAUUCGAGACACUGUUCAACAAAUUAGAGCCUUCAUUGCCGCAUAUUUUCCCCGGCAGCGUCAAUACUGGCGAAGAUGUUUAUGUCUGGCAACUCCUCGCUGCGAUGGGAGUCAGCGCAAACCAUGACCAGCAAACAAGGCUGGUUCUUGCUGUCAAGGACCGCGUCAUGAACACCGUGUCUCUUGCAAAGACACUGCCGCCCGCUAUGGCUAGCGAGCGCCUGAGCAGUGUCAAUCUCUUCAUGCGCUCCAUCGGCUUGGAUGUGGAGUUACUGCAAUAA
This is a messenger RNA of Clonostachys rhizophaga, 2430 nucleotides long. The record is from the annotation of a GenBank genome assembly. NCBI's taxonomy places the organism in Eukaryota, Fungi, Ascomycota, Sordariomycetes, Hypocreales, Bionectriaceae.